AUGGCUGCCCUAGCAACCCAAAUCCACCGCCCAAUCGUUAUAUCUGGUCCCUCGGGUUCCGGUAAAUCGACGAUACUCAAGCGUCUCUUUGCAGAUCACCCGGACACUUUUGGAUUCUCUGUCUCCCACACCACCCGCUCACCCCGCCCCGGCGAACAGGAUGGCCGUGAAUACAAUUUCACUAACCAAGAAGCAUUCCUGGCUUUGGUCAGGGACGGUAGUUUCAUAGAACACGCUAAGUUUGGAGGGAAUUACUACGGGACGAGCGUGGAAGCCGUCAAGGAUGUGGCUGAGAAGGGGCGGAUAUGUGUUUUGGACAUUGAGAUGGAGGGUGUCAAACAAGUAAAGAAGACGGAUUUAGGAGCACGCUUCUUGUUUCUAUCGCCGCCCUCGCUGAAGAUACUAGAGGAGAGAUUAAGGGGCAGAGGAACGGAUGACGAGGAAAGUGUGAAGAAGAGAUUAGAGCAGGCGGACAAGGAAAUGGCAUUUGCAAAGGAGAAAGGUGUGCACGAUAGAAUUAUCGUCAACGAUGACUUGAACAGGGCGUACCAGGAGGUGGAGGAGUGGGUUGUCGAUGGGGGAAGAUUUGGAGGCCAAGUUUGA
Molecule: messenger RNA, 603 nt
Organism: Letharia columbiana
Lineage: Eukaryota; Fungi; Ascomycota; Lecanoromycetes; Lecanorales; Parmeliaceae
Exons: 4
Coding region: 1-603 (200 amino acids)
Biological process (GO): purine nucleotide metabolic process
Cellular component (GO): cytosol
Molecular function (GO): GMP kinase activity
Source: RefSeq, a predicted model, not a curated record